AUGGAUGCGUGGUUCCAUGCAACACAGGCGAAGUGUGAGGUGGUUCUUGAGACGAAGCUAGCGCUCUACGCAGAGGCGUGCGCCACACUCACCACGAGCCUUCAUCACCGUGCGGCUGCUGCUCCUGCUGGUGGUGACCAGGAGACGGACGCUGAAGGUGACGUCGGCGGCCAGGCGAAGACCACCGAUUGGUCCUCACAACCGCUUCUCCUGGAGAAAAUGCGUCUCGAGGGGCCGUUAAAACCUCCCAAAAUAUCGGACUACUUGGACACGAUUGAGCAACAGUUACACGCCACCUAUGAUGGACUGGGCGGCGGAUACACUUUGGAUGGAGAGGAUGAACGGGCCUUUGAGCAAGCCAAGUUCUUCGCACAUAUGCUGACCGCCACUACAGCUGCGGACGCAGGCACGCACAUGGGCGCGGGUGGUGGCCCGCAGCUGUACGGCGAACUUACAUCACAGGGUGUUCGUCAGCUCCAUUACACCGUGCUGAAGUGUCUCGAGCGGUCUGGCGCCGCCACACACUCUGAUGAAGCAAAAACGGAGGAGAAGGAGACAAGAGGCUUCUGCCAGCGGAGACCGUAUGCAGUGGUGGGGGUAGAUGUUGGGUGUGGGACGGGGAAGCUAUUGUUUGAGUGGUCCUUGUUGGCUAGGCGCGACGCGGCGUCGUGCUACUGGACGCACGUGGGGCUGGAGUUGGCGCCUUCGCGGCUGCGCGUAGCGCGCCGAGCGAUGCGGGGGAGUGAAUCGCUUGUGUAUUUGCCCACACAGCAGCGAUGGUGCGUGGAGCCGCCAAGCGGAGGUGAGGAUCAGCAGCAGAGAAAGUACGGGGAUGUGCGGGUUGUGUUGGGUGAGGCCGAUGUCUUUACGCCUGGGCUUCUUUCCAAUGAGACGUUUCUUCCACUUGCUGACGGCAGGGGCAUACGUGAUGCCGCGCUGGAUGACCUUCACACGGAGGUGCCUUCACACCUCGUGGUGUUUUGUUGUGGUUUGGGGUUUGCAGAGCCUGCUGUUCUUGAGCUGUGUGCCGCGCUGGAGCGGAUGUGGCGAACAUCACACACAAGCUUAUCGCCACCCUGGCGGUCCUUGACGUGUGUGCUGCUGCUUCGUGCCUUUGACGAUCUGCGAUCGUUUCCCCUCUUUAGGCUCUGCACUGAGUCAACGGGGCGCCGCGAUGGGGGCGGCGGCUUUCUCUCCAGAAUACAACUGAGCACAACGUGGAUGGAUGAGGCUCCUGCCUGGCUUUUGGAGCUUUCUCGUGCGUGA
Trypanosoma rangeli is the source of this 1266-nucleotide messenger RNA. RefSeq lists its product as uncharacterized. NCBI's taxonomy places the organism in Eukaryota, Euglenozoa, Kinetoplastea, Trypanosomatida, Trypanosomatidae. The record is from RefSeq and is a predicted model, not a curated record. The coding region runs from base 1 to 1266 and encodes 421 amino acids. The transcript has a single exon.